Messenger RNA from Drosophila nasuta, 243 nucleotides. RefSeq lists its product as uncharacterized. NCBI's taxonomy places the organism in Eukaryota, Metazoa, Arthropoda, Insecta, Diptera, Drosophilidae. The record is from RefSeq and is a predicted model, not a curated record.
AGAGAGAGAGAGAGAGAGGAAGAGAUUUAGAAAGAAAAUGUGAGAGAGAGAGAGGAAGAGAUUGAGAAAGAAAAUGUGAGAGAGAGAGAGAGAGAGAGAGAGAGAGAGGAAGAGAUUGAGAUAGGAAGCGAUAAAGAGAGAGGGAAAGAGAGAGAGAUAGACAGGGAGAGACAGAGGGAGAAGGAAGAAGACGAGAGGGACACAGAGAUAUAUAGAACGAGAGAGGAAGACAGAGAUAGAUAG